Aspergillus costaricaensis CBS 115574 is the source of this 1028-nucleotide messenger RNA. RefSeq names its product isopentenyl-diphosphate delta-isomerase IDI1 (gene idi1). The record is from RefSeq and is a predicted model, not a curated record. The transcript has 3 exons. Bases 71 to 886 code for a protein of 271 amino acids. Gene Ontology annotation, biological process: isoprenoid biosynthetic process; isopentenyl diphosphate biosynthetic process. Lineage: Eukaryota; Fungi; Ascomycota; Eurotiomycetes; Eurotiales; Aspergillaceae. Gene Ontology annotation, cellular component: cytoplasm. Gene Ontology annotation, molecular function: isopentenyl-diphosphate delta-isomerase activity.
CUUUUCGCCCCAUUCUGUACAGCACCGGAGGCCUAGUCGAUUUCUUCACUCUUCCAGCCAAAUCAUCAGGAUGAGUGCCACCACUACCGUCACUGAGCCGCCGAGAAUCACGGCUGAGAACGUCGCAACUCUCUUCCCCGAGGUUGACACUUCUCUUGCGCGGGAGGUGCUCCCCACUGCGACAAGCAAUGCCUCCGCCCCGGGCGACGAGCUUGCCGGUUACGAUGAGGAACAGGUCCGCCUGAUGGAAGAGGUGUGUAUUGUGCUGGACGACGAUGACAAGCCGAUUGGCAGUGCCAGCAAGAAGGCCUGCCACUUGAUGACCAACAUUGAUCGCGGCCUCCUCCACCGUGCCUUUUCCGUAUUCCUCUUCGACUCGAACAAGCGUCUGCUGCUUCAACAACGUGCGACCGAGAAGAUCACCUUCCCCGACAUGUGGACGAACACCUGCUGCUCCCACCCCCUGGGCAUCCCCGGAGAGACUGGCUCGCAGCUCGAUGCGGCCGUGCUGGGUGUGAAGCGCGCGGCGCAGCGCAAGCUGGAACACGAAUUGGGUAUCAAGCCGGAGCAGGUGCCGCUGGACAAGUUCGAGUUCUUCACCCGCAUCCACUACAAGGCGCCCAGUGAUGGCAAGUGGGGAGAGCACGAGAUUGACUACAUUCUUUUCAUCCAGGCCGACGUCGACUUGAACGUGAAUCCCAACGAAGUGCGCGACACGCGGUAUGUGUCGGCGGACGAGCUGAAGCAGAUGUUCGAGCAACCAGGACUGAAGUUCACGCCGUGGUUCAAGCUGAUCUGCAACUCGAUGCUGUUCGAAUGGUGGAGCCACCUGGGCUCAGCGUCGCUAGAGGGAUACAAGAACGAGCAGCAGAUCCGGCGGAUGUAAAUGAGGCGAAGACGAUGACGAUAAAGUUGAGAUCUUUCUGCAUCUGCAGCCUGUACACGGUUUACCAUACAUAUAUCCCCUGACAUGAUUCCCUGCAGCGUUUGAUGGCCCUAUUCCAUACAUACCAUCGAGUGUAGUGUCC